CUCCGAUCCAUAUCUCGCUUUCGGAUAGAAUAGCUAGGAAUCAAAAGCUUGUCUGCAACUAUUUGUUUCUGGGAUGCACAAAUGCACAAGUAUUGGAGCUCAUGUUUCUCCUUCAAUAAGGAUUAAAAUGGAUCUGAGAAAUGAGCGUCUUUGGAUGUAUAAUCGAGUCAAACCUGGAAGAAAGGGAUUGACAGAUGAAUUUAAGGUUGGAGUAGAUCAAUUUGUGAAUUUUGCUUGCGCACAAGUUACGUUUGUUGAGAACGGUGUAAUUAGAUGCCCGUGUACCAAAUGUAGAAAUCAAUGCUACAAGAAUCCCAAAGAUGUAAAAGUCGACCUUUAUAAGUGGGGGUUCGAAUCAAACUAUUGGCACUGGACUUGUCGUGGGGAAGAGGUCCCAUUUUUCACUCAAAGUGUGAAUGAUGUGUCACAUAUGGGAGGUGAAGGGAAUAACAUGUAUGAUAAUUUUGAAAUGAGCUCAACACCUACUCAUCAAAAUGGAGAGUUUGAAGGGCCGCAUGAAAGUGCACAAAAAUUUUAUGAGUUACUCGAUUCUGCACGACAACCAGUAUGGUCAGGAUGUACAACAGAUACUGAAUUAUCAUUUACAUUGAAGAUGAUGAGUAUAAAAUCAUCAUAUAACACUGCACAAAAGGCCAUGGAUGAGAUGUUAGAUGCAUGUAGUCGAGCAAUGCCACUACCAAACAAGGUACCGUCCAAUUUUUAUCAAGCUGAGAAAUUGGUCUCUAAACUUGGUCUCGGUCAUGUGAAAAUUGAUUGUUGUAUUAAUGGUUGCAUGUUGUAUUACAAAGAGGAUAUUGAAUUGGAACAAUGCAAAUUUUGCGGUAAGCCACGUUACAAAGAAAGUACAAAAACCAGUCAAAAGUUCCUCGGAAAAGGAUGCAUUACUUACCUCUAAUUCCAAGACUUCAAAGGUUAUAUGCAUCGCCGAGCUCAGCUAAGCAUAUGAGGUGGCAUGCUGAAAAUCAUCAUGACAUCGGCAUGAUGUGUCAUCCAUCAGACGGUGGAGCAUGGAAACAUUUUGAUAAAACCUAUCCCGAUUUUGCUUCAGAACCACGUAUUCUCAGGCUCGGCUUGUGUUCGGAUGGUUUCUCUCCUUUUGGUAUGUCCUCUAAGUCAUAUUCAUGUUGGCCCAUAAUCGUUACUGUGUACAACCUUUCACCGUCAAUGUGUAUGACAACCCCGUAUAUGUUUUUGAGUUCUAUAAUUCCUGGUAAAAAUAACCCAAAGGCUCAAAUCGAUGUAUACUUACAGCCACUAAUUGAUGAAUUGAAAUCUUUGUGGGAAAUAGGGGUUGUCACUUAUGAUGUGUCGUUAAAGCAAAACUUUGUGAUGAAGGCAUCUUUAAUGUGGACAAUAAGUGACUUUCCGGCGUAUGGGAUGCUAUCAGGUUGGCAAACUACAGGGAAAUUAUCUUGUCCAUAUUGUAUGAAAUCCUCACAAGCUUUUUGGUUAAAGAAUGGAGGAAAACAUUCAUGGUUUGAUUGUCAUUGCCAAUUCUUGUCUAUGAAUCAUCCUUUUAGAAAAAACAAAAACGAUUUUCUAAAAGGAAGGGUUGAAAAGUCAUAUCCUCCUUGUCUAUUGUGUGGUGAAGAAGUGUUGGAGCGUGUGUCAUACAUUCCAAAGAUCACCGAACAACCCAAUUUAAAGAUGCCAGGAUAUGGGGCAACACACAAUUGGACCAAAAGGAGUGUAUUUUGGGACUUAUCAUAUUGGAAAGAUAAUCUUAUCCGACACAAUCUUGAUGUCAUGCACAUUGAGAAAAAUGUGUUUGAUAAUGUGUUUUUCACUAUCAUGGACAUCAAAAGGACCAAUAAGAACAAAGAUGGUGUAAAAUCGAGGAUGGAUUUAAGGGAACACUGCUUGCGACCAGAACUGGAACUAAGUGUAGAUAAUGGUGGAAAGGUUUUGAAGCCAAAGGCAAGUUUUACAUGCAAUGAUGAUCAACGGAGGGCGGUGUGUGAGUGGUUACAUAACAUUCGAAUGCCAGAUGGAUAUGCAGGAAAUUUAUCUAGUUGUGUUGAUCUAAAAGAAUAUGGUUCGUACUACUAAUGAGAGACAAGUUGGGAACACUUUCAGCCAACUAGCUCUGCCACCGCCUCUUAAUACAAGACAUUUAUGGCUUCUCCGUGAGGGUAGACCAUUCAACUCAUCUUCACCUAAUAAUACAAGUUCUUCAAGCGCUUCUCUAUCGAGUCAACCCGAAUCUCCAAAUAGCACAUCUACCUUGAGUGAGCCAAACCAAUCCCCACCCUCAGAAGUUAAGAAAGAGAUCGCUCCUGAUGGGAAAUCCGGAUUCAUUCCAUGCUCGGCAAACAGAUAUGUUAUGCCAUGCCUUAAGAAAAAAAUUGAUGAGCCAAUUCUCUCUUAUAAAGAAGCCUCGCCCGAAUUACAAAAUAUUUGGCUUAAUUUAUUUAAGGAAAGGUAUACAUGGAGGCCGGAACAUGAAUAUCGCAUCCAGAAAAACUUUAAUAGUAAAGGUUCAGCUGGGCUUUCACAUGCUCUGUCUGCUGUCCGAAAGUAAAAAAAAAUAAAACCAAAUUGGAUAAUCAAGUCACUAUGGACUCAAUUGCUUGUCAAAUGGGGUGACAUAAAGUACCUACAAAAGUGUGAAACUAAUCAGAAAAAUAGAUAUUCUGAUGUUGGAAUCACCUUGCACAUGGAGGGUUCCAUUCCCAUUACUGAACACAUUCCAAGAUAUGAGGAAAACAUGGUGUGUCUGCAGAACCAGAUAAGAUGUAUUUACAAACACAUGCGAAGAAAGAAGACGGUUCAUUUGUCACCCCCAAAGCUAAGCAAGUCUAUGUUUAGGAAUCCUAGGAGGAGCUGAAGUCAAAAGACACAAAUGCUAAUUCUAAAGAAUUGCUGUUAGAGGCUACUGGCGGACAUAAAAGGGGCGGAAAAGUUUCAAGCUUUGGUUCUGCCAGCAAUUACUACUUCCCAAGUACGUCUACUACUGAAGUUCCUUCACAACCCUCAUAUGAUGAAACAGUAUGGAAACAUCAUUUAGCUGAAGUUGAAAAGGCCCACAAAGAGCUGAUAGAAUCCAACAAAGAGCUGAUACAAUCAAACAAAGAGCUGAUACAAUUCAAGGAAUCUGCAUCAGUCACUAUUGAAAAAAUGCUACGCUCUAUGAAUAUGUGUCAACAAUCACCGCAAGGUACCUUUAGAAAUGUGUUUCCAUCCCAAAGUAUGCAUCACAGUUCAAUCAUGGGUUUUCUUCCUCACCAACAACCUAGUUACAUCAAUGUUCUUCCUCAACAAUCUCAAUUCGAACCUUUCAUGAGUAUGUUAAUGCCACAAACUUCACAAGUAUUCAAUACAAAGAAUAAUGGCCCGAAUCAGGAAGACAAUGGAUGCCAAAACGAGGAAGAUGAACAUGUUUAGUCUUUGUAUUCAAAUCAAUAUAUUCAGCUUUUGUGAUUCAGUAUGUGCUUUUUAAGGUCUUCAAGAAUGACUUCAUCACUGUAUUUUGGAUUUCUUUUGGUUAAGUAUACAGUUUGGAUUUCUUUUGGUUAAAGUAUGCAAUUGCUAUCAUGUACUGCGUAUGUUGGUAUAAUUUAAAUUGUGGUAUUUGAGAAAUGCUUUGACAGGGAUC
Cuscuta epithymum is the source of this 3616-nucleotide messenger RNA. The record is from the annotation of a GenBank genome assembly. Lineage: Eukaryota; Viridiplantae; Streptophyta; Magnoliopsida; Solanales; Convolvulaceae.